GGUAAAACAGGAUUUCUAGAACCAUAAACAGAGAGAACCAUCUUCCUGUCAACAAUAGACCACAUAGCGCCACGCCCUCCUGUUUUCAGUGUUUCGAGAUCUCGUUUCUACAGAACAGGGAAAUUAGUUUUGUAUGAUAUUAUAGUUUACGUGUUGUUGUGUUGCUGGCUCUUUGACGUUUACCACACAUUUAUGUUGGUAGUAUAUAAUAUACACUUAUGACGUCUGUUUUGGAUAAUUUCACAGAAAAAAUUACAUCUGAUUUGAAAAAUACCGUUUUUGCGACAUCUGAUGCAACGCCUUUUAUAGAUGCAGAUAAAAAUGCCAAAUGUGACGGAUCCUGUGUUGUUAUUAUCUUGGUGGCAGUAGUGGCUUUCUCCGCCAUUAUAUUGCUGUUAGCAUGUAUAUUUAGAACAAAGCCUAGAGACGAUAGAGAUUCUGACAAGGAUGAAACUAGUGCCACCAAUAUACCACACAGUACACAAAGCAGUUUUAAUGAAAAAUAUACUGUUGCCUAUGUUGUGUCUGAAAAACAGAAAGAAGUGAAAAUUACAUAAACAUCUAAAUAUGUAUUGCUAAUAUAUAAACUGUUGAUUCACAACUAAUAUACUUGAGAGUAAAUACUGUUCUCAGAUGACAUUCUCAUAUUGAAAACCAAUUAAGGUGAAGCUGGUUGAUAAAACCACAUUAUUUAUAACAAUGUUAAAGAACGUUUACUUAUGAAUGUUUUUUGGUUGUAGAAAAGAUGAUAGUAUAUAAAUAACACAACGCUGACAGGGUGAUAGAGGGGUAUCAAUAUGCUCUAUCACCCUCUUAGCUAUGUGUUAUUUAAAUUAUUAUACUGAAUGCCUUUCUUUAUUGUUUUUUUACAGAUAAAUUUUAUAUAAAAGUAUGUUCUAUAAGCUCACGUACAUGUACCAACAUUACGGGUAUUGCAAAAAUCAACAGAAGUGAAGCAAGAUGCUUUAUUUGUUUAUUUUGACAGUCAAAUAAUAAAAUCUGA
Mytilus trossulus (common blue mussel) is the source of this 1003-nucleotide messenger RNA. RefSeq lists its product as uncharacterized. The transcript is spliced from 3 exons. Bases 219 to 557 code for a protein of 112 amino acids. The record is from RefSeq and is a predicted model, not a curated record. NCBI's taxonomy places the organism in Eukaryota, Metazoa, Mollusca, Bivalvia, Mytilida, Mytilidae.